AUGUUCGCACUAUUGUUCGGCGCCCAGUGGCCAUGUGUGGUUGUGGCUGAUGGCCAGCCGACAAGCAAUCAACAAAACGAUGGCCAUUGUUGUGUGGCGGACGAUUCAGAACUUCUGGACAUUGAAAUUCCGAUUGCCAUCCUUAAGCUUCCUGAACUGAGGCCCAAUCCCGAUACGGGGCGUACUGUAGUCGUCGUAGGCGUAUCCAGUUCGACCGAUUUUCGCGCUAAUUGCACGAUGGCCGCUGCUGAUUCAGUGGAUGACAGGAACAGGACGGCUGUCGAGCCGAGUCUGGGUCGCUUGUUCGCCCAGCGCUUGAUCACGAGGUUGGAUCGGCGAUCGACGGAGGGUCGAUGCGGACGUGGCAAAGCGUUUUUGCUGUCUUGA
Molecule: messenger RNA, 387 nt
Organism: Soboliphyme baturini
Lineage: Eukaryota; Metazoa; Nematoda; Enoplea; Dioctophymatida; Soboliphymatidae
Source: the annotation of a GenBank genome assembly